Messenger RNA from Equus quagga, 3372 nucleotides. RefSeq names its product coiled-coil domain containing 183 (gene CCDC183). The transcript is spliced from 14 exons. NCBI's taxonomy places the organism in Eukaryota, Metazoa, Chordata, Mammalia, Perissodactyla, Equidae. The coding region runs from base 1553 to 3157 and encodes 534 amino acids. The record is from RefSeq and is a predicted model, not a curated record.
AGACCAUCGAGGCCACUCUACAUGGGGCUCUGUUUUCAUACAGUGUGGCCUGGAGGAGCAUGCCAGACAGAACAGGUGUGUGCCAGUCAGCACCUGGCUCCCAAGAGACAAGGGACAGGAAGUGGCCAUGCCACCUGCCUUUCAUUUCAACACACUUGUCAGAUUGAGUCACUUCUCUCCAGGAGAGGAGCAAGGGAGAGGCAGAGGAGGCCAGAGCUAGCUUACAGGAGCUCUGUCCACGUGGCAGUAAGCAGGCUCUGCCUCCGGCCUUGGGAAGACAGGUGGGAGGACAGGAGCAGACCAUGGCCGCAGCAGUCCCUUCCACCUCCCCGUGGGCAAGGCCUGGGCUCAGAGGGAGGGCCGACGGUGAACUUGGACUUUUAGAUGGGACUGGACUCACUUUAUAAAAACUGGGGAAGGGAGAGGAUCUGUGAGAGGUCAGAGGAAGAUGGGUGCUGUGACAGCGCAUGGCUGAAGGCCAUUGUCACGGCUGAACUGUGUGCCCCAAAUUCCCAUGUUGUAGCCCUAACCCCCAGGACUCCAGAAUACGACUGCCUUUGGAGAGGGAGCCUGUAAAGAGCUGAUUAAGCUAACGUGAGGGUGGGCCCUGAGCCAGUCUGACUAGUGUGCUCAGAAGAGGAGGCGAUUAGGACACAGGUGGGCAGAAGGACGACCACGUGAGGACACAGGGAGAAGACGGCAUCUACAAGCCCAGGAGGGGGGCCUCAGGAGGCACCAGCCCUACGACACGUUGAUCUUGGACUUGCAGCCUCCGUGAUGGGAGACAAUAAAUUCCCGUUGUGGAAGCCGCCUGUCUGUGGUGCUUUGUCAGGCAGCCCAGCAAACUCACACACCUCAGGUGGGAAAAGCCCAUCUGGUGUGCACCCCCUGGAGCCCCAGGCUGUCCCGCACUUGGAGCACACGGCUCUAAGGGGAGCUUGGGCUAGGGGUGCAGAGACGGGGGACUGACCCCUCCUGGAGUAGGGGACAUCUAAAGCUAGACCCAGGAAUUCUCCAGGGACGUGGAGGUGACCAAGGCGGGCUCCGGGCAGCAGGCGAAGGUCAGGGAGAGAUGGGGAGGGAGGGCUGAGGCUGAGGGUCUCACGAGCCAGGUCACCUGGGGUGUGGAGUUUGAACUGGCGGUGGUGUGGGGCAGUGGAGAUCUCACAAGGCAGGGAGGGGUCGGAAGCUUUAGGAGGCUCAGUGGAGGGCGGCCUAGGCGGGGAGGGAAGGGGAGAGUGCAGGGGGCCAGAGUCGGGUGCAGUCCCAAGCCACUACCAAUCACCUCACUAUGGAUAUAGGUGCCUUGACCCAGGCGGCACUCCUGAACAGGGAGCAGCCACAGACAAGUGUGCAGGGAUGACACCGAGGCCGGCUGGGGGCAGGGGUUGGGGGGCUAGGAAUUCCAGGGUUCCCUGGGCAUUGAGAACCUUGGCCCGCCUCACAAUGGGCCGAGAUUCAGGGGACAAUCUGAGCUGCAGUUCUGCUGAGCAGACCCAGCACAGGGUGGGCGGCAGGUGCAGAGGGCCCCGGGAGGACCCUGCAGGCCGCCAUGAAGAUGCACAGUGAGGCAGAUAUGGACGAGCAGAUCCAGGAGAUGAAGACCAUCACUCGACUCCAGGAGCAAUGUCGGGCACUGCAGAUCCAGGCGGUAAAGGAGAAGACGAUCAAGAACAAGGCGACGCUGGCCCUCCUGCGCGGUAACAUUCGGCAUGGGGCCCAGGACUGGGCUCUGGCCAAGAAGUACGACCAGUGGACCAUCUCCAAGGCCUGCGGGAAGGACGAGCCCAUGAGGCUGGCGCACUGCCGCAGCACCAUGGAGGUGGCCCGGGAGAAGCUGCGUAAGUACGUCUUCGACCGCGUGAACGUGCACAACGUGCUGAUCCACCUGGUGCGGCGGCGCGGGCAGAAGCUCGAGAGCAUGCAGCUGGAGUUGGCUGGCCUGCAGAACCAGCCAGACGCCACCAAGGAGGAGCUGCGCUUGCUGCAGGUCAUCCGCCAGCUGGAGAACAACAUCGAAAAGACGAUGAUCAAGAUCACCACAAGCCAGAACAUCCACCAGCUGUACGUGAACCUGCUGGAUUAUCUGAAGAAAGAGCUGGCAGGAUACCCCACAGAGCUGGACAAGCUGCAGAAUCUUGUGUGUGACUACUGCUCGGAACUGUCAGAUAUGACAGUCAUGUCCCAAGAUGCCAUGAUGAUUACAGAUGAGGUCAAGAUGAACAUGAGGCAAGGGGAGGCGACCUUCAUUGAGGAGCGGCGGGCACGGGAGAACCGUCUCAACCAGCAGAAGAAGCUGAUUGACAAGAUCCACACCAAGGAGACCAGUGAGAGGUACCGCCGGGGCCGGCAGGACCUGGACUUCCCAUCCAAUAUAAUGAGCACAGAAACCCUGAAAGUGAGAAGAAGAGACACCUCCAAGGGUGAUAUCGAAUACCAGACGGACGUGACUGCUUUGGUGGAGAAAGUCAAGACCGCUGUGCGGUGCUCCCACCUCUGGGACAUCGCUGGCAGGUUCCUGGCUCAGAAGAACACGGAGGAUAACCUGGAGCUGCAGAUGGAGGACUGUGAGGAGAGGCGGGCACAGUUGGAGGCCUUGAUGAAGAAGCUGGAACUAGAGGAGGCCAUACUCAAGUUCCACCAGACACCCAGCUCCAUCAGCUUUAAGUCCAUUGAGAAGAAAAUGAGGGACAUGCUGAAGGAGGAGGAAGACAGGCUGCAGCUGGCUCAUGCCAGCAUGACCAAGAGCCAGAGGUUACUGCUGACCAUCCAGAUGGGCAUCGACAACCUCUACAUCCGGCUGAUUGGCAUUACCCUGCCCAGGGCCCAGAAAGAAGUGGUGCCCUUCAGCACCCUCGAUGUGAACAGCAAGCUGGCGUACUGCGAGGGAAAGCUCCUGUACCUGGCGGACAGAGUGCAGGUGUUGUCUAGGACUGAGGAGAUCAACACAAAGGUGAGGGACGCCCUGGAGUCCUCGACUCUGAAGGAGAGGCAGAACACCAGGAUCACCUUCGAGGGCCUGGAGGAGGAUAUGAUAGAAACCUUCCAGUUCGCCGACGUGGACCACAGCUACGUCCCCUCGCGGGCCGAGAUCAAGAGGCAGGCCCAGGGGCUGAUCGAGGGGAAGCUCAAGGCGGCCAAGAAGAAGAAGAAGUGACCCGGAGGAGGAGGAGGAGCCCCUUCCCCGUCCCCCCGCCUGCGUCCACUGUUUUACACAAUAAAGCAUUUUUCCAGGACUCCUGGGGGCCCCGGGGAGACAGGCGUCUCAGAGAAAAUGGGUCUGGGGGACGCAGACGUGGGAGGUCACGUCAGGAAGUCUGCGAGAAGGUGGGAUGUUGGCCGUGGAUGUGGGCCCCGGAGUUGAGGCGUGAG